Seminavis robusta is the source of this 2921-nucleotide messenger RNA. NCBI's taxonomy places the organism in Eukaryota, Bacillariophyta, Bacillariophyceae, Naviculales, Naviculaceae. The record is from the annotation of a GenBank genome assembly.
UGGGCUGACCCUUUGUGAAAAUCUCCAAGUUCCUAAUUGCCAUACUUUUGGCGCAGAAGACAAGGAGAUUAGCGGACUGUUGUCGAAGUACCAUCGCACAGAUAGAGCACCUCUUGAGCCUGCAAGUCAAAGCAGCGACUGGUGAGAGGAUGAUUAGAAGUCCACUGCCAAGUGCGGAACCGUUGAAGGAUGUGGUCCAAGGAGGAUACCACCUAGCUUACUAGCUGAAGAGAUAACUGACCUUUUGUUGGAGAAUUACAAAAAGACUGCCAAAUUCCACGGCGCUCUCAUCCUCCAGGUUGCCGCUGCCUCUGCAGCCAACUCCAUCAGCCGUCGACGCUAUAGUUCCACCUUGCAUCUUAUCGCAACCAUUCCUAGUGUCCUACUGUAUUGUAUUCAUCGAACUGACAGAGCAACAUGGCGGCUCCUUCGAUGAGCGUCGACGAAGGAACCAUAACGACGGACGACAACGAGACUUUUCAGGAGUCCAUGAUUGAAGAUCUGUUCAAUGCCGAACAGUUCUCGGAGGUGGACACUUGUGUGGAAAUUUUGAGCAGACCCCCGCCCACACCCAGAAAAACCGCCAGUGUUGGAAGUCGAAGUCGCAAGAGUCAUCGAUCGAAUCAUUCCUCCAAGAGUGGCGGCGCUUCUCGCAAGACCAAGAGUCUUCGACGUGCGUCUUCCGGUAGUCAACACAGUAAGCGCACUUCCGGAGGAGCCAGUCGGGGCACCGUCCAGGUUCAGAUUAUGCAGCCCAUCGAUGAAGAUGUCGACAAGCUAGUGCGAGAAGACGUACGAAAAAUGAUUGCCAAAAUCAGAAACUCCACGCAGCAAACCAAGACAAAGAGCGAAGCAGGAGAAGACGAUGCCAAAAGCGGAAGCGCUUCAACCAAGGUCGCAGAAAAGUUGGUUCGACCUGGAAAAUACGGCGAAGUCGAUCUUCGUUCUGCCAGUGCUCAGGCAAGGAAGGAACUCUUUCGAAAAAUCAAGAGAGAAAAGGUCAAGAAAAGACAAACGUCCAUUCCUCCGGGAAAGAAGAGAGCACAGGCUUCAGCUAACAACAGCCGAUCUGGAAAAGAAGAAGAAGUCCGAGAGCAACCCGAGGGAACCCAAAAUGGGCAAUCCCCUCAGAGCAUUCAACUCUCAACAAAGGAAGGAUACUACAAGAACAAACCAGCUGAUCCCAAAGAACAAACAAGCGCAGCAGAUAUCUCCAAAGAGAAAGCCUCCGGCCAAACCAACACGAAUUCAACCAAAGAAGGAUUGAACAGCAGCGUGGAAAAAGACGUUGACAAGAAUGUUUUGCUAACCGUGGCAGGGGCGGUGGCAAAGGCCGCAGUAUCGAAGGAAGCAACCAAGUCUGGUACGCCCGAAUCUAGCGAAAAGGAUUCGGUACAUGACGCCACCAGUGAUCCAUCCAAAGACAAGGAUGAUAAUAAAAAAGAGAACGGAGAAAAGGACGGGACCAGUGCCAUGAGUUCGGACAAGGACGCAAGCGACACAGAGAAGAUCCAUGAACAUGUUCAUUCCAUGCCCAAGAUCGAGAAGCUCAAUGAGGCAGACGAAUCUGAACCAAUUGAGGUCGUGUUGGCAACUUUGACAGAACUGGAAGAGGAGAGAAGGAAACUUAUGAGGGAGUUUGGAAAGAAACCAGAUCCCAGUGUCGAGGAGGAGGAGGAGGAUACCAAAGGCAGAAGGGAUGCAGAGGAGCAGGUUUCUUCCGCUUCGAACAAUGCCGUUGCAUCACAUCAUGAUGAAGAUCCACCUGGGACGAGAAGCCCCCCGCCCGAUGCCAGACCAGACCCAUCAGAGGUGAAGACACAAGUGCGUGUGAUGCAUAUGGUUCAUACGGUUGUUUCGCCGGCUCACAGCGCGGAAAGAGAGCCAGAAGAAGAAGCACCAAUGAUCUCAACAAAAACUACUCCACAGUCGCCCACAGACCCUUCAAGGGAACUUGUGGGAGAGCCUGGGCAAGACACUAACACAAGACCCUCAGAGCCAGCCACCGAGACUGAGAACAGGGCGGAAGCCUCGCCAGAAACCACUGUUCAAAACAUUAACGAGGCCACAGAAGAAGAGACCUACUCUCCGACGGGCGGAGAUACAACUACAGGCGACAGCAGUGACGAUGGCACAGUGGAGAUGGUGCUGGUAACAGAUUCGGACAGAGUGAAACAAUUGGAAUAUGAGAAUGCCAAGUUGAAAGACACUCUUUUGUUCUUGCAACACACUGCUGUUGAGAAAGAAAAAUACUUUGCCGAACUGGCCUGGUUUGGAAAGAGAAGCGAGGAAGAGGUGAAAAAAUGGAGACCCAACUUCUGGCGUGAGAGACUGUCAGAUCUUGGCCCUGAGCUAUUUGAAGAGUUUCGAGCUGACGCAAUGAGAAUUGCAGACCCUGAUGUUGGUGACUGGGAACACGGCUUCAGUUCAGGGUCUCUCGCGAUGGCAAGAUUGUUGCUGGGCCUUUCACACGCGGUGGAAGACGAAAACAUUUGCGCAUUCCAUGAUCCAGAUCAGCCUUGCACAAAACAUUGUGUGACAUGCACAGUCGCGGAGCAAAGGGCACGUGAGCUAGCCGAUUUUCCGGUGCUGGACCCUUAGGAAAGGUUGAUGCCAAGGAAACAGCCCCGACUUCCUUCGGCUCGUUAGGCAACCAGAGACGACUCAUGUGCAAUGCACUGUUAUACUUCUAGUUCUGUUCUGAUACCUGUUUACUGGCUCUGUCAAACAUAGCGAGUGCUGGGGAGCACUUACGAUGUGACCCUUUUGUCGAGGACACUUGGCUUGCAAGUGUUGGAAUCUGGCAUCUUGAAAGCAACUUUCGUCAACUCUUAAAGAUGUGAGUGGGACAAGUAGAAUAUGUAGCAAUCGGCAAGCACACAAAGGCACUUCAAUAAACGAAAGACAUCCAGUAAUUGUUU